Molecule: messenger RNA, 2278 nt
Organism: Mercurialis annua (annual mercury)
Lineage: Eukaryota; Viridiplantae; Streptophyta; Magnoliopsida; Malpighiales; Euphorbiaceae
Product: histone acetyltransferase GCN5
Exons: 13
Coding region: 141-1826 (561 amino acids)
Biological process (GO): chromatin remodeling; positive regulation of transcription by RNA polymerase II
Cellular component (GO): histone acetyltransferase complex
Molecular function (GO): protein binding; histone H3 acetyltransferase activity
Source: RefSeq, a predicted model, not a curated record
ACAACUCAACUGUAAUAACGGAAUCAGUUUCAUCGUCUUCUCUACCCCAAGAUGAAAAUUCCCCUUCCUGCAAAACCCUAAUUCUUAAUUUCAAAACCCUAAUUCACUAAAUUUACGAAUUGAAACUCAUUGUUACUUCAAUGGACUCUCACUCUCACCUAAACUUAACCAACCGCUCUCGCAGCUCUCAGUCUCCGUCACCUUCGCACUCCGCUUCUGCUUCCGCAACUUCCUCUAUUCACAAACGAAAGCUAGCCGCUGCCGCUGCAUCUGAAGACCACGCACUGCCAUUCCCUCCUUCAUCUUUCUCCGCCGAUACACGCGACGGAGCACUCACAUCAAAUGACGAUCUCGAAAGCAUAUCCGCUCGCGGCGCCGAUUCCGACUCCGACGUGGAAGACUCAGACGUUGUCGUUGACGAGGAUGAGGACGAGUUCGACAAUGACUCAUCUAUGCGGACAUUCACCGCAGCGCGACUGGAGGCGAAUGCCGGAGCAUCAGGAGUGGGAGGCAGUGGUUCUGGAGGUGGCGGUGCUGGUGGAGGAUCGAUGGCGAGGAAUACGAAGAUGAAGUCGGAGAAUAAUUCAACUGUUAAGAUUGAAAAGCUAGAAGGAAAGGAUGGUGGGGCAGGUGGUGUGGGGUCUACAGCAGCUGGUAAUUCGAUGAAGGAGGAUGCUGUUAAGAUAUUUACUGAGAAUUUGCAAACUAGUGGUGCUUAUAGUGCUAGGGAAGAAAGUUUGAAGAGAGAGGAGGAAGCAGGGAAGCUCAAGUUUGUAUGUCUUUCGAAUGAUGGUAUUGAUGCGCACAUGGUUUGGCUGAUAGGAUUGAAGAACAUAUUUUCCAGGCAGUUGCCUAACAUGCCUAAAGAGUAUAUUGUGCGUCUUGUCAUGGACCGAACCCACAAGUCCGUUAUGGUUAUCAGACGUAAUCACGUUGUUGGUGGCAUCACAUAUCGUCCAUAUGUAAGCCAAAAGUUUGGGGAGAUAGCUUUUUGCGCUAUCACAGCAGAUGAACAAGUAAAAGGGUAUGGAACAAGAUUGAUGAAUCAUUUGAAGCAGUAUGCACGUGAUGCUGAUGGGCUAACACAUUUUUUGACAUAUGCUGACAAUAAUGCCGUUGGUUAUUUCAUUAAACAGGGUUUUACUAAAGAGAUUUACUUGGAGAAGGAUCGUUGGCAAGGGUAUAUUAAAGACUACGAUGGAGGUAUCCUUAUGGAGUGCAAAAUUGAUCCGAAACUUCCAUACAUUGAUUUAUCAACAAUGAUUCGUCGUCAAAGGCAGGCUAUUGAUGAAAAGAUAAGAGAGCUAUCCAAUUGUCACAUUGUUUAUCCAGGGAUUGAUUUUCAAAAGAAAGAAGCUGGCAUUCCUAAAAAGAUUGUCAAAGUUGAGGAUAUUCCUGGCUUGAGGGAAGCCGGAUGGACUCCUGAUCAGUGGGGCCAUUCACGUUUCAAUGCCUUUAAUACUUCUACAGACAGCACCACAAAUCAAAAGCAUUGGACUGCAUUCAUGCGCUCACUUUUAAAGUCGAUGCUCGACCACGUUGAUUCAUGGCCAUUUAAGGAACCAGUUGAUGCUCGUGAUGUUCCUGAUUAUUAUGACAUUAUCAAAGACCCUGUAGACCUAAAGACAUUGGCAAAGAGGACAGAGUCGGAGCAGUAUUAUGUAACGUUUGAUAUGUUUGUGGCGGAUGUCAAGAGGAUGUUUGCCAACGCACGCACAUAUAAUUCGCCUGAUACUAUUUAUUAUAAAUGUACAACAAGAUUGGAAGCCCAUUUCGAAAGUAAAGUUCAAUCAGGUUUCCAAUCUGCUGCCAAAAUACAGCAAUAAUGAUCCAAUCAAGGCAUGUAAUACCGUCAUGCUACAGAGAUCAAUAUUUAGUUUGGACAUCGUAAGAUGUGUAUUAUUUUUCCAUUUAACCUCAUCCAAUGCACUUCUAGCUGAGGAUCAUGCUAUUGCUUAUCCUGGUUUCUCUCCCCAAAUCAUACAUUGGAUCUUGCCGCCAUUGCUUGGUUGUCUUUUGCCGGAGUUCUUCUAUGGUGUUCAUCCUCCUGUGUCCGAAAGGAUUUUCAUAGACUAUGUUCUGGUGGCCUUGUUUUUAUGGUAAGCGCAGUUCAGAUUCUCAGUUUUCUUUGUACAUUGGGAAGUAGAAAAAUGUAUUUAUUUAAGUUAAAUCGUGCGCUAGUUUUUUAUAGAAUCUUUUCUUGUUUCUUUUGAAUUGAAAGAACUGUAAAAUAUUAUUCUUGGACAUUCAAAAUAAGGGAAUGUUUCUUGUUGUAUUA